Messenger RNA from Paramecium pentaurelia, 3293 nucleotides. Lineage: Eukaryota; Ciliophora; Oligohymenophorea; Peniculida; Parameciidae. The record is from the annotation of a GenBank genome assembly.
AUGAACCUUAAGGAUAAAAUCAAGAAGUAUUAUUAUAAAAACAAUAAAAUCAAAACCAAGUUCUUAAUAAUCAAUUUGUAAAAAGUUUUCUCAUAUUAGCCUUAAAACCCUCCUUAAUCUCCUGGAUAGAUAAAUUAAUUCUAAUUUUAACCUAAUUAUGGACCAGGUCCUGGGAUGACCCAAGGAAUGUUGAAAAUUGGUCCAGGAAUGGGUCCUUCUUCUGCAGGAAGUGGUUUUCUUCAUCCAGGAAUGAUUCCUCCAUUAGGAAUGGGCCCUCCUCCUCAAUUAAUAGGUUCUCUUUCUGCAGGAAUGAUAUCAACUCCAGGAAUGGGUCCGCCUCCUUCAGGAAUGAUUCCUCCUCUAGGAAUGGGUCCUCCACUUCCAGGAAUGGGUCCUCCUCAUCCAGGAAUGAUUCCUCCAGUAGGAAUGGGUCCUCAUCCAGGAAUGAGUAAUGCAAUUUCUUCUUAAGGUACCAACCCUAUAACGUUAGCAUUUCCUUAAUCUCAAAAUCUUUAUAAUUAAGGUUAAUUUCCUUAAUAGAUGAUUCAACAAAACAUAGCUAAAAAUAAUGAUGAGGAGAUCUAGAAAUUAUAAAAAGAAUUAAAAAAAAAAAAUGAUGAAAUUAAAAAAUUUUAGACUUAAAUAAAUGAUCUUACAGAGAAUUUUAGUAGAGAAUCUGAAAAAAAUAAAGAGGAGUUGGGGAGAUUAGAGAGAGAAUUAAAAAGAAAAUUAGAAAGUUCGAAAAUACAAUUUAAUGAUGACAAAUUAUAAUUGACUUAAUAAAUAUCUGAGUUUUAAAUAAAAAUUUAAUAGCUUGAGGAAAAGGAGAGAUAAAAUGAAGAAAUAAAAAAAAAAAAUUAGAAUGAAAUUAAUUCUUUAAUAAAUUAGAAGACUAAUUUAGAGUAAUAAAUAUAUUCUUUAGAUAAAAUCAAUACUUAAAAUGAAAAGUAAAAUUAAAUAUAUAAUAAUGAGAAUUGUAAUUUAAAAAAUUAAACUGAUUAAUAAAAAAAAUUAAUCAAUAGACAAGAAAUAUAAAUUUAAUAACUAAAUUAAUAGAUUGAGAUCUUAAAUUAGGUCAAGAGCCAAUAAAUUAAAGAUUAAUAAUAUUCUGAAGAUAAUUCUAAAUAAUUUGCAGAAUAUGAUACAAAAAUAGACUAGUUAACUAAAAAAAAUAAGGAUUUGGAAGAAAGAAUAGAUAAGAUUGUAAAUGAUAAGAAAAAACUUGAAACAAAUUUUGAGAUGCUUUAAAUUGAAAAUAAAGUGCUUAAAGACAGAUCAUUAUUCUUUGAAUAAUAGACAAAAGAGUUGAAUAUAAAGAUAGAAUAGAUGUUGUUAUAAAGUUCAGAGGUUAGUAAAAAGGAAAACUUAGAAUAUUUAAAAUCAUUACAAUAACACUAAGAUAAUAAAAAAUAGUUAUUAUAAACUUAAAUGAAAGAAGAGUAAGAGAAAUUAUUACAAAAAAGAAAAUAGGAUUAAUAAUAAUAAAAGUUACUAAAUGAAAUGGGAAAAAAAAAAACUAAUGAACUUUUAAGUAAAGUUGGAAAAAUAUAGUGUUGUUUUGUAAUGGAUAUAUUUAAGUAAAUUAUUUUAAUAGAUAUUUAGAUCAAAUGAAAAAACAAGGAAGGCAAUCAUAAAGGCUACUCAAACUUGUUGCACAUCUGUUAAAAUGACAACAAAUAGAGACUCUGUUUGGGGAAUAGUUGCUUAUGGCUAUACAAAGUCUGGGUUAUAAAUAAAAAGUUAAUAAUUUACUAAGUCAUCAGAGGAGUUAUCAUAAUUCUUAAAUAAAUAAAAAUUAUCCUAAGAUCAGAAAGAUUAACCAGAAGACUUAAAAAGUGCCCUUCAAGAAAUGCUUACUUUAAACUGGACCGAACAACACAAGCUUGCUAUUUUAAUACCUAAUUCACCCUGUCAUGGAAAAAAAUACCAUCAUCCCAAAAAAUAUUCUAAGUUUUUUGGUUUUUGGUCAGUUAAUUAUGAUACUAAGCCCGAUGAUGAUAUGGAAAGUAUAAUCAAAGAAAUAAUUAAAAGAGGAAUUUUAUUAUUAAUAAUAAGAUUUAAUGAAGAUACAAAUGUGAUGUGUAGUUAAUUAGAAAUAAUAUAUUCUAAUCUUGAAAGUUCUCAUUUAUUUAAAACACUUUCAGUAAAAGGAUUUGAUUUACCAAACUCUGAUCAUGAUCUUGUUCUAAAUAUAUAAAUAAUGGCUUCUUUUAUUACAGGUAUUGUAAAUCAAACGACCAAAACUAAAGUCAAUUAAUAAAUAAGAAUGUAAAAUUUUGAAGAAGGUUUAAAUGACAUGAAAAAAUUAAAAGAGGAAGUAAUUAUGUUAAAUAAAGAUUUAUAAAAAGAAGGGUAAAAUUAAAAAGGAGAUUUGCCUGAAAUUUCAAUUGAAGAUGCAAUAGAAGAUUAGAAAAAAUUUGAAGAAACUGUAUAAAGAGCUAAAGAUUGUACAGAUGGAGCAUUACAAGCAUUAUGUAAAAGGGGAGAUAUUGCUAAUUUUUAAUCUUAAGUUUAAUGUGAGGAUUUUAAUUGCAAGGUGUAUACAGUUGAACUUAAAUAAGCAUCAUUAAAAAACAAAAUAGAAAAUAUUCAAUUAAUUAAAUUUGAAGAAUCAGAUUUUGAUUUAAUAGAAUAAGCUUAAUGGCAAUGUAUUAGAACAAAAAAUCCUUUUGCCUUAGGAAUGAUGAAGAAGGUUUUUCUAAUGAAAAAAAAAAAUAAUACUGAAGAAAUUUAUGUUGUUAAAAUUCCAAUUGAAUAAGGGACUUACAAUUCCUUAUAAGAUGCUGUUAAUGAUUGUCGAUCACACUUAAUUGCUAAAAAUAUGAUGAAAAUUUUUAUGGAAAAACUUAGAAGUCAAAAUGAUAAAAUUAUGAUGGUUUAAUAUACAGAUUUCUUAAUAUUGGAAGAAAACAAGAGUAAUAUUUAUUAUAAUUUAGAAAAAUAUUGGAUUGCAGAAAGAUUCUUCUAAGGAAACUUUAAAAAAUAUAACAAUAAUGAUGGUUAUAUAUGUGAAGAAAAUAGUGAAUUGAAUGCUAUCUCCUAGGCCUUCUCCUACUUUACUUAUUAAUUUAGCUAAUUUAAUUAUAUUAUUAAUGAUAUUUAAGGUGUUGAUAAUUACUUUACUGAUCCAGCCAUUAAUACUAUCAAAGGUAUAUAAUAAAUAAAUAAUCUUAGGUAAUUUUGAUGAAACAGAUGUUGGAGAAGAUGGAAUAUCAAAUUAUUUAUCAACUUUAUAACUGAGAAAGGACAUAUGCCAAUAGUUAUUAAAAUCAAUAGAUAUUGAAUUUGAUUGA